AUGACGACCUACUCAACCGAUCCAGCUCUAUACAUCUUCACCUCCCUCACCGCCGGUUCGUCACAUAUCGUGACGGCUACAUCGCGACUAGAGACUAUCUUGCGAGCCAAUAGAAUUCCUUUCAAGGCAGUUGAUAUCGCCACGGAUGAGAAGGCACGCAUGCUCUGGGGCCGAAGGGCGGGUAAGGAUGAGGGUGGCCGUCUGAGGAAGCUCCCUGGCCUGGUGCAGGAGGGCUUGGUAUUAGGCGAUCUCGUCGAGAUUGAGGACUGGAACGAAUAUGGCGAACUCAAACAACACGUCAAGAUUUACUACGACGAGCACACAAUCCCCAAUAUCCAUAAUAAACCUCCCGAGCCAGCGAAACCUUCAAAACCGGCUGCGAAGCCCGCUGCCGCUAGUAACACCACCGUUGCUCCCAAGGCUGCACCGCCCAUGCCCGAACCUAAAUCUGGCCCGGAAGCUGCCACAAAAGCCAAGCAUGGCCCGGCCGAGUCCGGCAAGGAAACCACACUACCGAUGCGGGCCGUCGCCGAUGAAGCUGCGCAGAAGGCAAAGGAGCUAAAUCUGAAAAGUCUCCGCGAAAAAGUACACGGCACAAGGGUGAAUGAUGGCUCGCUAGAGUCGUCAAGUGAAACCGCCAUAGCAGAUUCUAAAUCUAGGACCGAGGACGGAGAAAAGACGACCGAUAUCAAAGAGCAAAAGCCACCAGGAUUACAGUCUCCUACCAGUACCGCUUGGAAGAACAAGUCUGGUGAGGAUGCUCUUCGCGAAACUGUGCAGAGCCCAACCAGCGGUAGAUGGCGACCAAACUCGGUAGAUGCGGCCGGUGUCAAGACCCAUAACGGGGCGAGGGUCGUAGCUGCCAGUCCAGAGGAGAUAAAACAGAUUGAGAGAGAGCAAAAAAUAAAGGAGGAGCCGGAACUGGAGGGGGGCGAUGAAGAGAAGGAUAAAGUUGCCCAGAAGGGAAAAGAUGAUCUAAAAGAUGGCGCAAAGAAAGACGAAUCUAAGGAAAACGAGGACGGAGAUAAUGAGGACGAUGAAGGGGAGAAUGAGAAGGAGCGGAAGAGGAGUGAGAAGGCCGAGAAGUCGGGCAAAUAA
This is a messenger RNA of Metarhizium brunneum ARSEF 3297, 1098 nucleotides long. RefSeq lists its product as uncharacterized. Lineage: Eukaryota; Fungi; Ascomycota; Sordariomycetes; Hypocreales; Clavicipitaceae. Gene Ontology annotation, cellular component: cytoplasm. The record is from RefSeq and is a predicted model, not a curated record.